This is a messenger RNA of Drosophila hydei, 600 nucleotides long. RefSeq names its product biogenesis of lysosome-related organelles complex 1 subunit 1 (gene Blos1). Gene Ontology annotation, biological process: endosomal transport. Gene Ontology annotation, cellular component: BLOC-1 complex. The coding region runs from base 82 to 516 and encodes 144 amino acids. NCBI's taxonomy places the organism in Eukaryota, Metazoa, Arthropoda, Insecta, Diptera, Drosophilidae. The record is from RefSeq and is a predicted model, not a curated record. The transcript has 2 exons.
CUGUUGCCAUCUCUAACUGUGAGCUAGCUAAACAAAAAAUCAAAAUUUUACAGACGUACGAAAAUCAAAUCCUAGUACAAGAUGUUAGGUUCAAUGGUAAAAGAGCAUCAUUCUAAGCAGUCAAAGCGCAAGCAGGAGCAAGAAGUGCGUCGUAAAGAAGCCAUCGAAGCUUCCAACGAACUUACGCAGUCUCUAGUUGACCACCUUAAUGUGGGAGUGGCGCAAGCAUAUUUAAAUCAAAAACGUUUAGAUGUAGAAGCCAAACAGUUGCAUGUGGGUGCCACCAACUUUGCCAAACAGACACAUCAGUGGCUGCAAUUGAUAGACAAUUUCAGUAGUGCUCUGAAAGAACUCGGUGAUGUAGAAAACUGGGCGCGAAGCAUUGAAGGAGACAUGCAAGUAAUACAGCAAACUUUGGAGCUCGCCUACAAGACAUCUCGUGCAACGCAAGCGACAACAGGUGUUGCGACGACGUCGGCGACAGCAACUUCCACAGCAGCUGCAGCUAUUCCAUGAUUCAAUUCUUAGGUGGGUGAACCGCCAUAUUAAAGCAUACAUGAACUGAUUUAUACAGCAAUUUUUACAGUUUAAUUUAUUGUA